Messenger RNA from Exophiala xenobiotica, 5174 nucleotides. RefSeq lists its product as uncharacterized. The record is from RefSeq and is a predicted model, not a curated record. Lineage: Eukaryota; Fungi; Ascomycota; Eurotiomycetes; Chaetothyriales; Herpotrichiellaceae. Gene Ontology annotation, cellular component: intracellular membrane-bounded organelle; membrane. Gene Ontology annotation, molecular function: ATP hydrolysis activity; ABC-type transporter activity; lipid carrier activity. The transcript has 2 exons. Bases 233 to 5089 code for a protein of 1618 amino acids. Gene Ontology annotation, biological process: transmembrane transport; lipid transport.
AAGACGACCGCGCCAGGCAUCAACGUCUCCGCUCUGCAUCAAGUCCCCUGGAGGGUGGUCCAGUCUGGAUAUCAUGUCUGAUACAUUGCCUUUGAGUACAUAUCCUUUACUGUGCUAAUAUUUGCCCGUUCAUGUCCAUAUUCAACAACCUACCAGACCCAGAAAAUGUCACAAUAUCAAUAACAGCCUCACCCGUUCCUUCCUCGGCUCGUUUUGCUUCGUUUCUCCAAAGAUGGCUCUCUUCGUUCGUCAAGUCUGGACUCUGAUCCUCAAGAACCUUCUCAUUGCUUUCGUGCGACGCUGGUUUACUACCACAAUACGAGCCUUUCUCUUACCUUGCAUCUUUGUGGGGUUUCUGUCUUACGCACGAUUUCUCUUCAUCCCGCCUUCUGUUUACGGCAUUGGCAGUCCUAUUUCAGUCCGUGAUCUGCCUCAGGCUCUCGACCUCGUAUCCGGUGGGCGAGACAAGCUGGUCUUUGUCAACAAUGGCUUUUCAGAUGGUCCCAUUCAGUCGGUCAUUGAUCGAGUCACCAGCGAUGCUGGCUCUUUUAGCGGAAAAGUAGAAAUCUUGUCACAAGAGGUGGACCUUUUGACAACUUGCAGAAACUCGAUCAGAGGCACUUCAACAUGCAUCGCCGGAGCGGUAUUCUUCUCUUCCCCAUCGGAAGGCGAGGCUGGUCGCUGGAAUUACUCGAUUCGCGCAGAUGGGGGCCUGCAGAACAAGAUCGUGACAGACUCUUCGAAAAACGAUGUAGAGAUCUACCUGCUCCCUCUUCAACAUGCCAUCGACCGCGCUAUUUCAGAGGUGGAAUCGGGAAACAAUGGCUCGGGGACUCUGCCCGAGCGGGUGGAGGAAUACCCUUAUACGUCCAUGACGAAGGAGCAGCGACUACAACAGAUUAGGACCAGGUAUAUGGGAGGCAUCAUCGACAUCCUUGCAGUCGCCUUUUUCAUUGGGGUGGUUGGCGUGACCUACCAACUUACUGGACUCAUAGCGGCUGAGAGAGAACAAGGCAUGGCACAAUUGCUUGACUGCAUGAUGCCCAACUCCAAGCGAUGGCAACCACAAAUGGCAAGGAUAGUUGCCAAUCAUGCCGCCUUUGAUCUGCUCUACGGUCCUGGUUGGAUCAUCAUGGCCAUCAUUCUUUCCGUGGGCGUUUUCAGCAAAACAUCAACAGCCAUCGUGAUCAUUUUCAACAUCCUAUCGGGGCUGGCGAUGUCUUCCUUGUCAAUCUUUGGAGCCUCCUUCUUCAAGAAAGCCCAGCUUAGCGGCAUUACCUCUGUCAUUACCAGCUUGCUGCUCGCUAUCAUUGCACAAGUCGCGGGCAAAGCAGGCACGGCUUCAGUGGCCAUACUUUCACUGCUUUUCCCGCCCAUGAACUAUGUCUAUUUCGUUAUCUUCAUGGCUCGUUACGAGAGACAGAACCUGGGAACAAACUUGGUGAAACAAGCGCCUAAUAACACCUCAGCUCUGCCAGGAAUUGCCUUCUGGAUCUUCUCGGUCAUCCAGAUAGUCAUGUAUCCCAUUCUCGGAGCGUACGUGGAGCGGGCCCUGUACGGAACUGCCUCAAAGAGCAGAAAGACGAACUACUCUGACGAUACGACCGCGAUAUCACUUGUCGGAUUCACAAAGGUGUAUAGACCGUCGAUCUUUGCCAAGUUGCGGGCUUUGUUGUGGCGAAAGAAGCCAAAAACUGUCCUUGCUGUCGAUCAAUUGAGUCUGGAUGCGAUACGGGGUCAAAUCAUGGUUCUGCUCGGGGCAAAUGGGUCUGGCAAGUCCACGACACUUGACGCGAUUGCAGGUCUCAAUUCAAUCACAUCUGGCGAGAUCGUGAUCAACUACCCAGAAGCAAACACGGGUCUAGGACUGUGUCCCCAGAAAAAUGUGUUAUGGGACGAUCUGACGGUCGAGGAGCACGUCCGAAUCUUCAAUCGGAUCAAAAGCAAAACUCCCGCGUCCAAAGACGAGAACAUGUCCCUGCUUACCUCCUGCGACAUCGUGGCGAAAGCAAAUGCUCGCUCCAAAACAUUGUCCGGCGGGCAGAAACGAAAGCUCCAGCUAGCCGUGAUGUUUACAGGAGGGUCGAGGGUAUGUUGCGUGGAUGAAGUUUCGUCUGGUCUGGAUCCGCUGUCGCGACGCAAGAUAUGGGACAUAUUGCUUGCUGAGCGUGGCACGCGCUCCAUCAUUCUGACGACACACUUUCUGGACGAAGCCGAGCUGCUUGCUGACCACAUCGCGAUACUUUCUAAGGGCUCGUUGAAAGCUUCGGGUACUUCUGUCGAGCUCAAGAACAGACUAGGCUCCGGGUAUCGGGUGCACGUCUAUCAUACUCAUGGGGCCCAGCAACUCCCCACGUAUCAAGAGAUAAGCCAUAGGCGGCAUGGCGACCAGACGAUAUAUUCAUUGAACGACUCCGCAGAAGCUGCCCAGUUUCUCAACCGCAUUGACAGCGCCGGACUUGCUGAGUACCAGGUUAACGGCCCAACGAUCGAAGAUGUCUUCCUCAAAGUCGCGGAAGAAGUCAGAUCGUCGCACGACACUCCUCAAAAAGUCGGCUUGGGUAACAAGCUCCAGGAGGUCGGCAGCCGUAGUAGUGACGAAGCAACAUCACCCAGCAAAGCCGCAGACGUGGCUAUAAAAGAUGAUUCGGCUGCCGACGUCCCGCAGCUCCUGGACGGCCGCCGAAUUAGCAUGACGCGACAAGCCAUGGCCCUUUUCUCAAAGAGAGUCGUUGUCCUUCGUCGAAAUACCCUGCCAUAUCUUGCAGCACUGCUCAUUCCAAUCAUUGCCGCUGGUUUGGUGACACUCUUCCUCAAACAUUUCGAAAAGGCUGAAUGUACUCCGGCUUCAGCCAUUUCGAUAUCUGACAUCGUGUCAUUGUCCACACAGAUCGACUAUCAGCUUGUCGCAGGGCCUCGGGAUCGGCUGGAUCAGCGUGCACUAGAAAUGCUGUCCGGCACGUUUGCUGGAAGCACCGGCGCUGGGGGUGUCGCUGCAAACACAACCAGACUACUCAACUCUCUGCACAUCGUCAACACUCUGGACGAAUUUAACGACUAUAUCCAGAACAAAUUCGCAAAUGUCACCCCUGGCGGCUUUUUCCUCGGCGAUAGUGGUUCUUCACCCACUUUUGCCUGGAAAGGUAAUGGCGACAUUGCAUUUCCGGUCAUCGUGCAAAACGCAUUGGACACGCUGCUGACCAAUAUCUCAAUCUCUAACCAAUAUCAGGCAUUUGAUGUGCCAUGGGGCGCAAGCGUCGGAGAUGCACUGCAACUGAUCACUUACUUCGGUUUGGCUAUGGCUGUCUAUCCUUCGUUUUUUGCUCUCUACCCAACCAUCGAGCGACUUCGCAAUGUCAGAGGCCUACAUUACAGCAACGGCGUCCGAUCAGCGCCCCUCUGGCUCGCAUACACAACAUUUGACUUUACUAUUGUCGUCAUUACCAGCGCCGUCGCUGUCAUCAUCUUUCGCGCGGCUUCCGAUGUCUGGUACCACAUUGAAUACCUCUUUGUGGUUUUGUUCUUGUACGGCUUGGCUUCAACACUGCUGUCAUAUGUCAUUUCUUUGUUUUCGAGGUCGCAACUUGCAGCCUUUGCGUUUGCGGCCGGUGGCCAGGCAGUCAUGUUUCUCCUUUAUUUCAUUGCAUAUAUGAGCGUCCUGACAUACUCACCGAUCGACAAAAUUGACCAGUACGUGAAUAUCAGUCAUUUCACGAUUGCUGCAAUAUCUCCUGUGGCGAAUCUGACUCGAGCAUUGUUCGUCACGUUGAACGUGUUCUCGAUUACCUGCAGAGAUCGGCAAUUUGCUUCUUAUCCUGGCUCGAUGACAACGUUUGGUGGUCCUAUCUUAUAUCUGAUCCUGCAAUCCGUCCUGUUAUUCGGCCUGCUUCUCUGGUGGGACUCAGGUCCGCUCUUCCGGCGCCUUCGCGGAAAACAACUAGAGGAAGAGGUCGAGUCCAAAGACACUGCGGAGGCUGAAAUCUCCGACGAGUUGACGAGGGUUAACUCUUCGCAAGAUGGUCUGCGGGUUCUUCAUCUUACCAAGUAUUUUGGCAAGAACCUUGCUGUCGACAACGUGACGUUCGGAGUCCCACGGAGCCAGGUUUUUGCACUCCUCGGCAGGAAUGGGGCAGGAAAGUCGACGACAAUAUCACUCAUCCGAGGGGAUAUUCAACCGAGUCGCCGUGGAGGCGAUAUUCUUGUUGACGACAUUUCCGUCAUACGCCAUCGAGCUCAAGCCAGAUCUCGGUUGGGGGUCUGUCCUCAAUUUGACGCCAUAGACACGAUGACAGUAGCGGAACACCUGCACUUUUACGCCAAAGUGCGCGGAGUUAGCGAUCCUCGUCACAAUGUUGAAGCAGUCAUGCGUGCAGUGGGACUUGAGCAAUAUGCUGACCGGAUGGCCGCCAAGUUAUCUGGAGGCAACAAACGCAAAUUAUCCUUGGGAAUAGCACUCAUGGGCAAUCCCAGCGUUCUCUUGUUGGACGAGCCGUCCUCCGGCAUGGACGCAGCAAGCAAACGCGUCAUGUGGCGUACCUUGGAGUCCGUCGUGCCUGGUCGAUCCCUUGUUCUUACGACGCACUCGAUGGAGGAGGCAGACGCCUUGGCGACAAGAGCUGGGAUCAUGGCAGGAAAGAUGCUGGCGUUGGGCACCACCGAUUACCUUCGCCGCAAGCACGGAGACGCGUACUAUGUUCACCUGGUUCAUUGUCAAGCACCUCAUGCAUCUGUCGAGGACAUGGAGCGUAUCCGAAACUGGAUCGUCAGCACUUUCCCGAACGCGGACGUCGAAAGCAAAAUAUACGCCGGACAGAUCAGGUUUUCCGUGCCCACGGCUGGAUUUCGACGCGAUGAAGAUGAGAUCAGUCAUGGCUCAGGCAUAUCUGCGGUGUUCACAGCUCUCGAAAAGAACAAGAGCGAGCUGCAAAUCCAAUAUUACAGCGUAAGCCGAGCGACACUCGAUCAGGUUUUCCUCAGUAUAGUUGGCAAGCACAACGUUGCAGAAGAGGGUACUGAGACUCUCGUUGCACCAAAGCAUCAAGGCGGAAAUGGGUUGGCGCGACUCUUCCACAUACGCAGGAGAAGGUGAUUUGAGACGUCCUACGUGUCGUUCAUGGCCAAAUAGGCAGCAUCGUUCCAUGCGGGUCGUGUACCCUUUUAUACUAUGUCCAAAU